AUGGAGGUGUCAGGACGUACAAAAUCCAACCAGGAAGAUGGAAAAGAAAAUAUUUUAUGCCAGCCGUGCCACGGUGACGGCGAUAAUGUACCAGCAGAGGGAUACUGUGAAACCUGUCAUGAAUAUUUUUGUUCGUCAUGUCUCAAAUUUCAUCGUAAACAGUCUGUAAGCAAGAAUCACGUGAUCAAAUCUAAAGAUGAAAUGCCGAGGGUCAAAAUUCAGACCGAUCCGUGUUCUGAGCUAUGUGCUUUCCACCAUACCGAGAUAGUGAAAUUCUACUGUCAAGGACACAACUCAGUGGGAUGUGGUGACUGUAUGGUGUUGGAACAUAAAUCCUGCAAGGUUCAGUUAGUUUCUGAUGUAUCUGGUAACUAUGGUAACAGUGAUGAACUUGAACAAAUAAAGAGGAAGAUUGAAGAUCUCCGAAAAGAUAUAUCAGCCUCAAAACAUGAAAUAAAGCGAAGUUUGCAAGUUGUUGAAGAUGUAAAGAUCAAAAUUAUCAAAGAUAUAAAAUCCUAUCGUAGAGAAAUGAACAAUUACCUAGACCGUGUGGAAACAGAACUUAUACAAGAAGUUGAAAAGCUAAAUGCUUAUGAUGUGUCUCAACAAAGUCAGUUUCUAGAUGAAUGCAAAACCAUGGAAAACGAAAUCAGCGACUUUCAGGAUAAACUAGACAAUCAUAUGGACAAGAUUAAUGAAUUGUUCGUAACAGCAAAGCUUGCACGGAUGAAAAUAGAGAAAUUUCAAAGGGACUUUAAAAAGGUUGCUUCAAGUAGUCAAAUACAUUUGUGCAAGUUUGAACCCUGCAAAGAACUAGAUUUGCUGAAACGAAACCAGACCCAACUAGGAAUCAUAAAGACACAAACGCAGAAAUUUACUGCACAAAUCAAGAAAAGUAUAGUUGAUAUGAAGGCACAUUAUGUGAAGAAGCUCGAUGUAACAACUACAGGCGACAUAUAUAAUUGUUGGAUUACAGGAUUAGCAAUGAUUUCUCCUGAUGAACUUCUGCUUGUGGAUUAUCAUAAUGAUUCUCUGAAGAUAUAG
Messenger RNA from Mercenaria mercenaria, 1044 nucleotides. Its product is annotated as transcription intermediary factor 1-alpha-like. Gene Ontology annotation, biological process: positive regulation of DNA-templated transcription. The record is from RefSeq and is a predicted model, not a curated record. Gene Ontology annotation, molecular function: ubiquitin-protein transferase activity. NCBI's taxonomy places the organism in Eukaryota, Metazoa, Mollusca, Bivalvia, Venerida, Veneridae. Bases 1 to 1044 code for a protein of 347 amino acids. Gene Ontology annotation, cellular component: chromatin; nucleoplasm. The transcript has a single exon.